AUGUCGCCAACUACCAGUAGCCGAGCGAGCAUCGCAUCGGAAGCCUAUCCAGGCAGAUCGACAGCCCAGGCAGAGAUCGCUAGGAAUGGCGGCGAAAAGCCCUCGGGUGGGCAACAGGCCGUGCCUCAGGGACAGUUGCCGUCGCGAAAGUUAAUUCCAAACGGUGGCUUUGAAGCGUGGCUUAGUGUUGGGGCAGUAUUUUGCGUCUUCGUGAAUACCUGGGGAAUAAUCAGCACAUAUGGCGCAUUUCAGGAAUUUUAUCAGACACAAUUACUCUCUGGCGAGUCGCCAUCUGCAGUGUCCUGGGUUGGCAGUAUCCAGGCCACGCUCAUUGUUAUGGUGGGCCUUGUGUCGGGGCCGUUGGUCGACCUGGGGCACCUUCGCAUCCUGAUCGUCUCGGGGAAUUUUCUCAUUGUGUUUGGAAUGAUGAUGACCAGCCUGGCCUCAGAGUAUUACCAAGUUAUCCUAGCCCAAGGCUUUUGCGUUGGAAUUGGUGGCGGUAUCGCCUACAUCCCAGCACUGGUGGUGAUAUCCAUGUAUUUUACCACCAAGCGCGCGAUCGCCAUUGGCUGUGCGUCAAUAGGAUCUAGUGUUGGAAGCGUCGUUUUUCCGAUCAUGUUCCGCCAACUCCAGCCAAGGAUCGGAUUCCCUUGGACGGUCCGUUGUAUCGCAUUCAUCAACCUGUUCCUCGCCAUCAUUACGUGCGCGGUGCUAUGUCGCCGAUCGGGUGAAAAGGUCGGCGCUCGAAGCCUAGUCGAUUGGAAAGCAUUUAAGGACGUUCCAUAUAUGAUGUUCUCAUUUUCUCUACUGCUUGUCAUGCUUGGUUAUUGGAUCCCCUUAUUCUACGUCGCCUCUUAUGCGCGCACAGUAUUGGAGACAUCCACAAGUCUUUCCUUCUAUAUGUUAGCUAUCAUCAACGGCGCAUCAGCAUUUGGUCGAACAGUGCCAUACCUUUUGGGCUCCCGGGUGAAGCCCAUUUGCACACUUUUAGCCUGCGUGGCGGGAGCAGCAAUUGCCAUGUUCACAUGGAUCCCCGCAACGAACACUCCAGGCUUUAUCGUAUGGUGCUGUUACUGGGGAUUUUUGACUGGCGUAAUAGUGACCGGACCAACGUCCAUAAUCUCGCACCCUGCCCUGUGCCCGGAUAUUAAAAUGCUCGGAACAAGAAUGGGGAUGAUGUGGGGAAUCAGCUCCAUCGGCUCCUUGGUUGGGACACCCAUCGCGGGUUCGUUGGUCAAUUUAUCAGAGGCAGAUUUCUUGCGUGCUCAGAUAUUUGCGGGCUGCUUGAUGUUGGGUGCUGUCGGGUUGCAGCUGUGGCCGGUACUUGUUGUCAUUCGGUAUGACCGGCAACACGCGCCGUCUCGUUAG
Molecule: messenger RNA, 1368 nt
Organism: Aspergillus puulaauensis
Lineage: Eukaryota; Fungi; Ascomycota; Eurotiomycetes; Eurotiales; Aspergillaceae
Product: putative MFS monocarboxylate transporter
Exons: 2
Coding region: 1-1368 (455 amino acids)
Biological process (GO): transmembrane transport
Cellular component (GO): fungal-type vacuole membrane
Molecular function (GO): transmembrane transporter activity
Source: RefSeq, a predicted model, not a curated record